AUGGCUCGAAAUGAUCAAGAUAUUAAAAAAGAAAUUCGAAGAAUUGAAGGACAACUUCUUGUUGCAAAAGAAAUUUGUCGAGAAAAUUUAAAAGAAAUAAAUCAUUUAAAAAAAGAACAAGAAAAUAAUUAUAUUCUUCAAGAAAUAAAUCGUCUUUUAGCAAUUAAAACACUUAAUUCAAAUGAACAUGUUAAUCAAUUUAAUCAAUUACUUUAUUUAGUUUAUCAACAACAAACAAUUACAUUAGAUAAUACAAUACAAUUAAAUGAACAAGAAAAAGAUAAUGAUCAAUAUACUUCAUUACUUGUUGAUCUAUCAUCAAAUGUUACUGAACUUGAAUGUUUAUUUGAUUAUGCUAAAAAUUUAUUUACAGAACCAAUUACAUCUGUCAAUAUGUUUAAUAAUACUGUUUCACUUCAAGAAAUAGCUGAUAAUUCUUUAAAUGAUAAUACUAAAACACAAGAUUCAAUUCAAAUUAAUGAUCUUGAAAAACGUAUUGAUACGAUGCAUAAAAGACUUACAAAUAUUCAUCAAUCUGAUGAUUGUUUAAUACAAUAG
Rotaria sp. Silwood1 is the source of this 558-nucleotide messenger RNA. NCBI's taxonomy places the organism in Eukaryota, Metazoa, Rotifera, Eurotatoria, Philodinida, Philodinidae. The record is from the annotation of a GenBank genome assembly.